AUGCUGCACCAGCGAACGAGCUCUCUCGUCGACCGAGAUGCUCGCGAUCCACCCGCCAAGGAGCACAGCGACAAGCUCGACGAGGUCGCGCUCGAGCUCGUCGUCCCGGCGCAAGUCGAGGCGAGUCGACUCGUGGCUCACCGCCGACGAGCGCCGUUCUUCCUGCGCCAGCGCAGCAGCACCUGGUUCAUCGCCCUUGCCGUCGGCUGGGGCAUCCUCGUCGACCUGUCGUCCUACUCGCUCGUCAUCCCUGUCGUUCCGUUCCGCCUCGAGGCGCUCGGGUACGACGACAUCGGCAGCAAGACCGGCUGGCUCGUCGCGGCCUAUGCGGCAGGCCUGAUCGUCUCGUCGCCAGUCGCAGGGUGGGUCGGCGCCAAGUACAAGAACCGCCAGGUGCCGCUCACGCUCGGGUUGCUCUUCAUGGCCGGCGCCGUUAUCCUGUUCAUGGAGUCAAAGAGCUUUGCGCUCAUGGUCGUCACGCGCAUCCUGCAAGGCUUCAGCGGCACCGUAUUAUGGACGAUCGGCCUUGCGCUCGUCACCGACUCGGUACCUGAAGAACGGCUCGGCAGCGUCCUCGGCUACGUCAUGGUCGGCUUCAGCUGCGGCCAGGCUAUCGGACCGCCAGUCGGCGGCGUUCUCUACGAGCGACUCGGCUACCGCGCACCUUUCAUCUUCUCGAUUGUCCUCGUCGCCAUCGACCUCUUCCUCCGCAUCGUCAUGAUCGAGAAGCACCAGGCGCUGCGCUGGAUCCGCGCCGGGCACGACAUCCCCAACUUCGAGGCGCCGGGCUAUCACGCCGCCGCCAGCUCCAAGGCGAACCUCGCAAAGCCCGACACGUCCUUCCCUCUCGGCGGCGAGGCUUUAAGGCGCGACAAGCCCAAGCAGGAGCACGCCGACGACGUCGCUCGCCGCCAGGCCAAGCACUCGCACCUCCCGCCGCAACUUCUCGGCCUCCUGCACAUGCUCAAGAGCCCAAGGGCGCUCACGUGCUUCGCCGUGACGGCUCUGAAUGGUGUCGUUGCCGGCGGGCUGUGCGACACGGGCCUGACGUUGUGGGUCAAGCAGCAGUACGGCCUCGACUCGAUGGGUGCCGGGCUCGUCUUCCUCGGCAUCGUCGUGCCGAGCUUCUUUGGUGCUCCUCUCGCUGGCCGGAUCUCGGACAGAUACGGCACCAAGUGGGUCAUGCUCGCCGGCGUCACUCUCGCAAUUCCGGCAUAUCCUCUUCUGCUCGUCCGCGGCCCGCUCCCGCUCUUCAUCUUCUUCCUCGCACUCGUCGGCACAGCUCUCGCCCUGUUCGGCACGCCGGUCCUCAUCGACCUCUCCAUCGUCGCGACGGACACGACCUCGAUCUCGACGGCUCAUUUAUUCGGCGCCUCGAACCUGUUCUACUCGAUCGGAGCCAUCGUCGGACCUAUCAUCGCCGGGCAGCUCCUAUCAGCUGUCGGCACGACGCAGGGCUGGAUGGCGCUGUCCGUCCUCGCGGCAGCACUGAGCUGCCUCGUCGUGCCGCCGGUCGUCCUUUUCAUCGGCGGGCGAUCCAGUUGGCGAGGACCGCUCCGGCCGAGGUCGAGCCCGAGCAGUUUCCCGACGCCCUCAUCUGCAGGAUUGGUCCAGGAAACCGUGCUCGAGAUCGACUGUGGCGCCGGCGAAAAGGAGACGCUGGCGGACAAGGCGACGUGUCAGUGA
Messenger RNA from Rhodotorula graminis WP1, 1686 nucleotides. RefSeq lists its product as uncharacterized. Gene Ontology annotation, biological process: transmembrane transport. The record is from RefSeq and is a predicted model, not a curated record. The transcript has 9 exons. Lineage: Eukaryota; Fungi; Basidiomycota; Microbotryomycetes; Sporidiobolales; Sporidiobolaceae. Gene Ontology annotation, molecular function: transmembrane transporter activity. Bases 1 to 1686 code for a protein of 561 amino acids.